This is a messenger RNA of Symbiodinium sp. CCMP2592, 1599 nucleotides long. The record is from the annotation of a GenBank genome assembly. Lineage: Eukaryota; Dinophyceae; Suessiales; Symbiodiniaceae.
AUGCGCUGUUGGGCAUGGUGGUCUGCGAACAAAUACAGCCGCAGCCGCGAACCCGAUUACCACUCCAUCAGCAACGACUCCGAGCCGUUCACGUCCAGAGACGAUGACAACUCUUCGACAGAGGGCCAAGUUGGUCAAGACAAGUCUCAACAGGCGGAGGGCAAAGAUUUGCCCAUAACAGAUGCGCAUGUAGUCUUUGACGACGACAUGUAUGACUCUGUGACGCUGGCAGCUUUCGGGGGGGUUCACUUGCAACUUCCUGGAGGAACCGUGCGGGUCCACCCGAUGUGGCUGUGUUUGGGCUGCCUCCCGUUGUUCGCUGCGCAACAGGCCAGCUUGCUUUACAUGCGAUUGGGCCAGGAACUGGAAAAGCCGGUGCAUGGGGAAGGAGUGUCAGAUGAGCUAAAGCAGAUCCUGCCCUUUGCGAAGACGCUGAUGGUUUACACGUUGGGACUGAUGCUCUUUCCGGAGUUGUUGGGCGCCUGUCGUUUAUUACUCUUCGUUCUGAACCCCACCACUUGGAUUGACAUCGAGAGAUUCCGACCAGAUCAGAGUGCAAUGUGGGCCUUUCUAUGGAGCACACCCGUCCUUGUGUCGUGUGCCACCACGGCAGAACUGCUCAAGCUGUCCAUCGGCUAUGUGGUUCUGAUUGACUCUGUCAGCGUCGUCCUUGUUUGUGACACGGUGCAGGACACCCUUUUCAACAGCUUGGCCUUGACCUUUCUUGUGGACCUUGACAACAAGCUAUGGGAAGUGGCGAAGAGCGUAUUUGGAAUAGAGUACAAGGAGAACAUGCGGAACCUGCAGCUCAUCUCGGACAGAGAGCAAGCAUCAAGACGCAAGGAAGGCAAAGUCAAGAGGGAGGCCUGGGAGAAUUGGAAAGUCUUCAGAAAGUGUUCUUGGCUUCGAAGAGCACAAGGAGGCAGUGCGGUGGAAGCGCUCCUUGUGUGUGCUAUCUUCAUGUUCGCGUAUGUCCGACAAAUGCUGGUCAUGAUGUACUCUUUGAAGACAGACACGCUUCCGGUGGCACGAGACAUGUGCACGAUUUGGAAUUUAACUGAAGAGGACAGCUUUCUUGGCAUGAUGACUCGCAGAAUCCUGCGACUCAUGAGCUUGUAUGCUCAUCCAAACGGCUUGCUGAACCAGACCUGCAAUCCAGAAGUGGGCGGCUACUGCAGCGAACAAUUUCGCGCCAUUACUGGCAGGGAUAUGUGGGAUCUUGCGAUGGAGAGGCCGCUGUUUAUCGCAGCAAACGUAGCCGGCUUGGUCUGCGUGCUUCUCGUUCCACAAAUUUUCCAGCUGCUGCUCUUCUGUGAAACGGAUGGAAAGGACAAGCACACCAGGUGCUUUGGGUUCAUACCAACAGACGAAGAUCAGGAAGACGAGCCCUGCAAGCUCGAGAAGGAUUGUGCUGAACUACAGCAACAAGCUGAUGCCUCUCGGAAGUACAUGGAAAGCCUCAAUGCCAAGGUUGAAGAUAUUCGUAUGCGGCUGAAUCUCGUCUGCGGUACAUCAAGGAUGCUGCCGCCACUCCUCGCUUCCCAGGUGGACCUCUCAGAGGCUGGCGUUGCCCUCUCGCAUAAUUCGCUGCAAACAUGA